Perognathus longimembris pacificus (Pacific pocket mouse) is the source of this 755-nucleotide messenger RNA. It is a transcript of the gene Rasl10b, whose product is annotated as RAS like family 10 member B. The record is from RefSeq and is a predicted model, not a curated record. Gene Ontology annotation, molecular function: GTP binding; GTPase activity. Bases 139 to 750 code for a protein of 203 amino acids. The transcript has 3 exons. NCBI's taxonomy places the organism in Eukaryota, Metazoa, Chordata, Mammalia, Rodentia, Heteromyidae.
AGGUGGAGGCCGCAGAAGGCCUAGGACAAGCAGAGGCAGCAAUGAUUGGUCCUGACGGUGGCUGAGCCCCCAGCCCCUGGAAUAUGCAGCCCGGGGGAGCCCCAGGCAAGGACGCGGUGGCGGAGUGGGGCGGGAGGCAUGGUCUCCACCUACCGGGUGGCUGUGCUGGGGGCACGAGGUGUGGGCAAGAGUGCCAUCGUGCGCCAGUUCUUGUACAACGAGUUCAGCGAGGUCUGUGUGCCCACCACCGCCCGCCGCCUCUACCUGCCUGCUGUGGUCAUGAACGGCCAUGUGCACGACCUCCAGAUCCUAGACUUCCCGCCCAUCAGCGCCUUCCCCGUCAACACGCUGCAGGAGUGGGCAGAUGCCUGCUGCAGGGGACUCCGGAGCGUCCACGCCUACAUCCUGGUGUACGACAUCUGCUGCUUUGACAGCUUCGAGUACGUCAAAACCAUCCGCCAGCAGAUCCUGGAGACAAGGGUGAUCGGCACCUCGGAGACCCCCAUCAUCAUCGUGGGCAACAAGCGGGACCUGCAGCGCGGGCGCGUGAUCCCGCGCUGGAACGUGUCGCACUUGGUGCGGAAGACGUGGAAGUGCGGCUACGUGGAGUGCUCGGCCAAGUACAACUGGCACAUCCUGCUGCUCUUCAGCGAGCUGCUCAAGAGCGUCGGCUGCGCCCGCUGCAAGCACGUGCACGCCGCCCUGCGCUUCCAGGGCGCGCUGCGCCGCAACCGCUGCGCCAUCAUGUGACACGC